Frieseomelitta varia is the source of this 1811-nucleotide messenger RNA. RefSeq names its product ATPase H(+)-transporting accessory protein 2 (gene ATP6AP2). Gene Ontology annotation, molecular function: signaling receptor activity. Gene Ontology annotation, biological process: positive regulation of Wnt signaling pathway. The coding region runs from base 120 to 1310 and encodes 396 amino acids. The transcript has 8 exons. The record is from RefSeq and is a predicted model, not a curated record. NCBI's taxonomy places the organism in Eukaryota, Metazoa, Arthropoda, Insecta, Hymenoptera, Apidae. Gene Ontology annotation, cellular component: membrane; external side of plasma membrane.
CAGCACAUGCACCAGCCACUGAACCUUCUAUUACGUUAAUGUCAUAUGAUCAGUUUGCAAAUUGAUAUUGAAUUCAAGGGAGUGUCUUGAUUUUAUUGUAGUAUCUGUUUAAAAUAAACAUGUUCAAAUUAUUUUUGUGCUUUGUAGCUGCGUUAGUUGCAGUCAAAGCAAGUGGAGAUUUUGUAGUACUACACAGUCCAAAUAGCGUUAUAUUCAAUGGGAAUGAAGAAGUGGAGCAAAGCUUGCUGAAGGAAGUAUUAGCUGCUGCCUUAGGCUUCACAGUCAAAUUGAGAGGAAUAUGGAGCGGCAUUUCUAUCACUGAUCCGUUUAGAUUGCCAGAAGCUGUGGUUGCAAUAGUGAUAGAAGGAGUAGAUUCUUUAGAUAUACCAAAAGGCAAAAGAUUUCCUUUAAAUGUAAAUGAAGUUGAAGAAACUACUUGGCAGGCUCUUAGAGAACGUUUAGAAGAAAGAGACAAUGAUAAUACUUUAGUGAGGAUAUCGUUGGGCGAUGGUUUAGAUGCUCUGGGACAGUCGGCUCUUGGAGAAUUGAAACCCACUCCCAUUGAUGAAACAUCUUUAAGAUCUUUAAGUUUAAGAAAAGAGGAGGACAAAAAAUUCCUCGAGGAAGUACAGUUGCUUCAUGCCAUUGCCAAAAAAGUACCCUCAGCAAUCAAACCAGAUUCAAAGUCUGAUAUUUAUUGGCUUGUUAUAUCUAGUUUGCGCCCCAUUUUUGAUACUUAUGGAAGUAAUUCAACUACAUCUAGGGAAGCUCUGUCAUUGUUUGAUAAUGCUCUGAAUGUUAUUCACGAUGCAUUUAUUCAAGCUUAUGACGGUCAGGUAUUAAUUGUGGCAUUCACGAAUGAUGCAAGUAAGGUACAUCAUAUCCGUUCAGUAACUCUAGAAAGGCAAAAACGGGAUACUUCAGAUAGGCAAGAUGAUCAACGUGAUGAAAAGAAAAACAUAGAAGACGAAGAGGAUUCGAAUACAAAUAAUAAUAAGACUAGCAUACCCCACAGUGACAUGAAAAAUUCGACUGCGAAUAACGAUACUCGUGAUGAUAGUGGAAAUCAGGAUUUGACUAAUAUGGAGCAUAAAACAUACCUCGACAUACAAAGUAUAGGACAGGAAAAGCUGAAUCUCGCGAAAACGUACUCGGAAAAUUAUCCGGUCAUCUUUAAUAUCCUCUUAUGGUUUGGAGUUUUUUAUGUCUUUUCACUAAUUGCUAUUUGCAUUGCCAUUUCGCAAAUGGAUCCAGGCCGGGAUUCUAUAAUAUACAGGAUGACUUCUAAUCGUAUGAAGAAGGAUAAUUAAAAUGAAUGUGAAUACAAGUUGACGAUGCAAAAGUUAAAGAAAGAAAGAAAAAAAAAAUGUUCUGCAUAUAAUCUGUACUUAAUUUAUCGACUAUCGCGUGAUAAGAAUUAUCUUAUCAUAGAAAGAAUUGAUGUGGUAUCCUUUUUUUUUUUUUUGUAUAUUAGAAAUUUAAUGAAAUCGCCGCAGUAUAUCUCUCGCGUAUGAAAUCGACCUGUAAACAGCCGAUCAUCAAUUACAUCAAUCACACAAUUGUCUAGAUUUUCCCCGUGUGUAACAAUCUGUAAAACUGUUCAAUACGUAGAUCAGAUUUGCCAUGAGCGAGUACAAAUAAUAGCAGAACAUGUAUUUAAAUGAUUUCACGGAAGUUGAGUUGAAAGAAAACUUUGUUACAUAAAGUAAUUAAUAAAUAGAUAGAUAGUAAUUGAAUUGUGAUUUAUAAGACAGAUCAUCAAUAUGUUGUGUUGUAACUGCAGAAAUUAAAGGAACUUUUUGAAACUUAAA